Molecule: messenger RNA, 1415 nt
Organism: Drosophila willistoni
Lineage: Eukaryota; Metazoa; Arthropoda; Insecta; Diptera; Drosophilidae
Gene: Ssu72
Product: RNA polymerase II subunit A C-terminal domain phosphatase SSU72
Exons: 3
Coding region: 78-665 (195 amino acids)
Biological process (GO): termination of RNA polymerase II transcription
Cellular component (GO): nucleus; mRNA cleavage and polyadenylation specificity factor complex
Molecular function (GO): RNA polymerase II CTD heptapeptide repeat phosphatase activity
Source: RefSeq, a predicted model, not a curated record
CGAAUUCGCAAUUGCUUUUUAUUUGUUAUUGAGUUGCACUGUCACUUCACUGCCAAAGAAUAUAAUAAUUAAUAAUUAUGACUGAUCCAAGUAAAUUCUCUGUUGCCGUUGUAUGUUCCUCGAACAUGAAUCGCUCAAUGGAAGCCCACAAUUUCCUGGCAAAAAAGGGCUACAGUGUGCGGUCCUAUGGUACCGGCGAGCGGGUCAGACUGCCCGGCGUAGCUAUAGAUAAACCAAAUGUGUAUGAAUUUGGCACCAGCUACGAGGAUAUCUACCGGGAUCUGGAAGCCAAGGAUAAGGAGUUUUACACACAGAACGGCCUGCUGCAUAUGCUCGACCGUAAUCGUCGGAUUAAAAAAUGUCCAGAACGUUUCCAGGAGACCAAAGAGCAAUUUGAUAUUAUCGUUACUGUGGAGGAGCGUGUUUAUGAUCUAGUGGUGCUUCAUAUGGAAUCAAUGGACUCGGUGGAUAAUCGGCCCGUACAUGUACUCAAUGUUGAUGUCGUAGAUAAUGCGGAGGAUGCGUUAAUGGGAGCGUUUCUUAUAACAGAUAUGAUUAAUUUAAUGGUCAAAUCGAAUGAUCUAGAUAAUGAUAUUGAUGAAAUGAUACAGGAAUUCGAGGAACGUCGUAAUCGUGUAAUUCUUCAUUCAGUCCUUUUUUACUGACCUUGACCUGUCAUCCCAAAUCCUGCCUGGAGAAAACGGCGACAAAUGAAAUUGCAACUUGUAAAUAGAUGAGAAAAAAAGAGGGAUAACACCCUCCUUGACCCAAACACACACACACACACAUAUACACACACCCAUGGCUACAUACAUUAUAUAUAUUUAUAUGUAUGUAUAUAUACAACUCGAAUUUGCAAAUUAUGAAUGUACAGUACAGAGACUUCAUUUGUUCAAUUUAUAUGAAGUUACUUUCUGUGUAUGUAUGUACGCGCAUAUACAUACAUAUAUAGAUAGAUUAUUACAUGUGUAUGUAUUUAUAUGUGCCGGCAAUGUCUAGUCCAAAUCAGCUUCACAUUUGUUUCCUUCAUAUUCAUCUGAUUUUAAAAUUUUGAUAUUGUUUUAUUAUUGUUCCUUUCGUUGUGUGGCAACCCUGGCUGGCUAACGAUCCGCCCCCUCCACCCACACCCCCUUCUUUUUGUGGAGUCACAGACCAACACACAUGUUUACAGUAAGUUUGCAUAUGUAUGUUUGUUAUGGGAGUGUGUGUUUGUGUAGAGAGCCGGCAUAUUUUGGCAGGAGCGGAAUUGCCCGCUGGUUGGGCUUUGACUUGAAUUAUUACUUAUUGUGUUUACUUAUAUUAUUCGUUUUAUCUAAUUAUUUACCUAGAUUGGGUGGCCAACUUGUUUCUAUUUUAAUACAAUGUAAUUAUUACAUCUAAUUAUAUGCCUAGAUUGGGUGGCCAACUUGUUUCUA